Messenger RNA from Aspergillus luchuensis, 1098 nucleotides. Its product is annotated as putative TIM barrel metal-dependent hydrolase. Gene Ontology annotation, molecular function: hydrolase activity. The transcript is spliced from 2 exons. Lineage: Eukaryota; Fungi; Ascomycota; Eurotiomycetes; Eurotiales; Aspergillaceae. The record is from RefSeq and is a predicted model, not a curated record. The coding region runs from base 1 to 1098 and encodes 365 amino acids.
AUGCCUUUAUCCACCGGUUUGACUAGACGGGUCGUCCUUGGCUUUGCACCUAGCCUAAUAGAGAGCAUGAUAUCGUUGCAGAAAUGUUCCUUAAGAGUAGCUGUGGGAACACUCCGGCUCAGCUGUCUUCCCAGGACUGGCCUGCUUGAAUCUCCGAGGGCCCUAUUCAGCACUACACAUCUGAAGGAGGAGCGACAAAUAUGCAAGGAGGGAACGGCAACCCUCCAGCCUAUCCCACUGAAGUAUCGGAUCCCCCGAGGGACGUGGGAUACACAUAUGCACGUUGUGGAACCAGAGCGCUUUCCAGUUUCCGCGAAUGCAGUCUAUCAGCCCCCCGAACAUACCGUUGACGAUGCGAUAAGUUUCGAAUCUACUCUUGGCAUCGAAAAAAUUGUACUGGUUCAACCAUCCAUCUACGGAACCGACAACUCUUGUCUACUUGAAGCACUCAAAACCCUCGGACCUUCUCGCGGGCGAGGAGUCGUUGUGAUUGAUCCGACCAACAUAGACACCGAGACUCUGGAGGAAUGGCAUUCGCUGGGUGUACGCGGCGUGCGGGUGAAUCUCAAAUCAGUGGGCAAGGUGCUCAGCGAGCAUGAGCUUACCGAGACGCUGCUGCAACAUGCGCAAAUAGUACGGCCCUUUGGGUGGACUAUUCAAGUCUACGUGUCGUUGGAUAUGGUUCCCCUGCUGGAGAAAGUUGUCCCACAGCUCGGAGUCAAGCUGUGUAUUGACCAUUUUGGAGGGCCGGAUCUGGCCGCAGUUGAACACAACGGGGAAUCGUUUAACCCCUAUACGCUCCCGGGAUUUUCCUCGUUAAUCUCGCUUCUGCGAGGCGGAGAGACCUACGUGAAGAUCUCUGCCCCGUACCGUCUCAGCAAAGACGAGGAGUAUCGGGACCUGGAAGCGAUGGCCCAGGAGUUCCUUGAAGCCGCUCCGGACCGUGUGAUAUACGCCACCGACUGGCCACAUACGCGGUUCUCUGGCGUGGACAUCGAACCAUUCACCGAAACAUGUCUACGGAUAUGUGCAAAGGAGCCUGGAUUGGCGGAGCGGGUGUUUCGAGACAACGCGGAAGAGAUGUUGAGGGGGGUAUAG